GUGCUAUUUUUGGAGAGCGAACGUCCGCCAGCUGUUUUCAAUACUCAGUCGGAAAACGCGGACGAGAUCAUUUUUUCAUCCGCUGCACUGAAAAUCUGAAUAGGAUUUUACAUAAUUUGGAGUAACAAUGGAGUUCGACACGUCCUAUCAUCAGAUAUGCUCGGCGCAGACAGUUCAGUCGGAAAAGAGGGGAUUCUUUAACGAGUUCUGCGUGGAUGUGCGGGAUGCAUGUGGCGACAAGUGGCUGCGGAACUACUUUGGCAAACUGAAGUCCAAUGCGGCCCGUGUUCUGUCGAUCUUCAGCGACCGCGAGGUGUGUGAUCCCGUCCUGGGUGUCCUGGAGCACGUUCAGCCCGUCUUCAAGCAGAAGGAUGCCCUCUUCUCCGCCCAGCGACGUGCCCAGGCGGACAAGUUCUAUCUGAUGAGUGCCAAUGGCAAUGGCAAUGGCGAAGACGUGGAGAGCAGGGAGCUGCUGCAGCAGGCCCUGAUGGCCGCCAAUCUGGCCGUGAUGCGGGCUCCGGACCGGAAUGUCGAUCCCGUCAUCGACGAUGGCCUCACCCUGGCCCUGGCCUACAGGUCGAGGGCCUCCAUCCUGAUCCGCCUGGGCGAGGGGGAGGCUGCCCUGAGUGACCUCAAGCUGGCCACCAACUUUGGACUGGAGUUGAAGUCCAGUGUGGAAUACUACUGCAAGAUGGCCAAAGCUUAUGCAGUCAUGGGCGAACCGGCCCGUGCUGAGAUCUCACUAAAGAUUGCCGAGAAGAUGGCUGGCUCCGAUCCCAACCACAUCGCCCUGUGUCGCAAGGAAAUAGCUGCAGUGAAGCCAAUUGCCAAAGUGGCCUCCUCAGAGCAGGUGCCACAGUUGGCCCAUGGCGAGAACCCCGAACUGAGUGGUGCCUCCAAGGUAGUGAAGCUGGUUGAGACCAAGGAGAAGGGUCGAUUUGUGGUGGCCAGCGAAGGCAUAAGGACGGGCGAUGUGCUGCUCUGUGAGGAACCAGUGGCCGCCUGUCUGGAUCCCAGUUUUUUUGGCACCCACUGUCACAACUGCUUUAAGAGACUGCACACUCCAGUUUCCUGUCUGCAUUGCUCGGGAGUCGCCUUCUGCUCGGCUCAGUGCAUGGGUGAGGCUUGCUCCAGCUACCAUCGGUUCGAGUGCGAGUUCAUGGAUCUGCUGAUUGGCUCCGGAAUGUCCAUAUUGUGCUUCAUCGCCCUGCGCGUCUUCACGCAGGCGGCCAACUUGGAGCAGGGACUGGCCACUGCCAACCUGCUGUUCGAGCACAUGUGCUCCCACGAGGACGAGCGCCAGCCGGAGGACUACUUGCAGCGAUCCCUGAUGGCUGGCUUCCUCAUGCGCAUCCUCCAGAAGUCCCUCUAUUUUGGGCGUCGCAAGACUGAGGGCGUGAAUCCCACGGCCGUGGAGCUGCAGGUGGCCACCGCCUUGCUGGGGCUGCUGCAGGUGCUCCAGUACAAUGCCCACCAGAUCUACCAGACCCAGGUAACCGAGGAGCAUCGGUUCGACGGCAGCAAGAUGGUGCAUGUGGCUGCUGGACUUUAUGGCACUGGUUCCUACUUCAAUCACGAGUGCUGGCCCAGCACUGCUUGCCAUUUUGUGGGCAAAAAGUUAGUCCUCACGGCCAACAAGCCACAUAGGCCCAACGAAGUGGUGGCGGUUAAUUACGGACCCAUUUUCAUCAAAACGAAUCUCAAGGAGAGGCAGCGAAACUUGCGGGGCAGAUACUCCUUCAGCUGCAGUUGCAUGGCCUGCCAGGAGAACUGGCCUUUGUUCCAGAAACUGGACAAACAAGUGCGAUUCUGGUGCACUUCAGCGAACUGCGUUAACUUGCUCAAGUUUCCCAAGGACUUGGCGAAGGAUGUGCGCUGUCCUCGCUGCCGCAAAAACAUUUCUCUUAAGGAAAGUGUAGCCAAAUUGAUCAAGAUCGAGGAACUAUAUCGAGAGGCUGCCCGCGCCAUGGUGGCCCAGAAAACCGGAGAGGCUAUUGAACUUUUCAAGGAGGGAAUCGAGAUGUUCUUCCAUGUGGCUGCUUUGCCCCACAAGGACACACUGUUGGCUCAGCAAUCGCUUAAUAAAUGUUUGUCCGACACGGGCACCACUUUCAAAAAGGAUGGAAAAUAGGAAACAAUUUGUCACUGGCUUAUGCAUGUAUUAUUAAAUCGUUUUUUCUACUUGAAUACAAAAUAAACUUGAAAUAAAA
Molecule: messenger RNA, 2210 nt
Organism: Drosophila elegans
Lineage: Eukaryota; Metazoa; Arthropoda; Insecta; Diptera; Drosophilidae
Gene: Smyd4-2
Product: SET and MYND domain-containing protein 4
Exons: 5
Coding region: 128-2131 (667 amino acids)
Molecular function (GO): protein binding
Source: RefSeq, a predicted model, not a curated record